Mangifera indica (mango) is the source of this 1696-nucleotide messenger RNA. RefSeq names its product protein TIFY 6B-like. Gene Ontology annotation, cellular component: nucleus. The record is from RefSeq and is a predicted model, not a curated record. Gene Ontology annotation, biological process: regulation of jasmonic acid mediated signaling pathway; regulation of defense response; response to wounding. Bases 212 to 1435 code for a protein of 407 amino acids. The transcript is spliced from 7 exons. Lineage: Eukaryota; Viridiplantae; Streptophyta; Magnoliopsida; Sapindales; Anacardiaceae.
AGAAUUGAAAAACUGUUCUCUCUCUCUCUCUGUGGCUUUUGCCCAAGUUAAAAGCUUUGGUUGUUGUUUGUUUGUUUUUUUCAUGUGAAGAAGUGGGUCGGUUUUAUUUUAUUGUUCUGUAUUGAUUUUCGAAGGAAGUUUAAGCUUUUUAUUUUUUGGUAAGUGAAGUUUAAGCUUUUAGUUUGAAAGUUUGAAGCUUUUGAGAGUGAAGAUGGAGAGAGAUUUCAUGGGUUUGAACUCAAAAGAACCAUCAACCAUGGUGAAGGAAGAGGUUAACAAUGAUGGGUUCAGAGAAAUAGGAUUUGCUAAAGGGUCAGGGAUACAGUGGUCCUUUUCUAACAAGCCCUCUGUACUUCCUAACUUCAUGCCUUUUAAGGUUGUUCAAGAUGAUAAGGCCAAAAAGAUGGCUUCUGAUCCUUUGAUGUCAUCUGGGUUCAUGCCUAUCUCAGCUGCGGAGGCGUGUGAUCCAAGUCAAAAACGUUCAACAGCUGAAUUUCAGAAAUCAUUUGAUCAUGAUAGGCAAGGUGGGACUCAUAUUUCCCUGACAGCUUAUUCUGUGCAAAAUGAUGUGCCUUCUCUGCAUCGUCCUCACGAUGUGAAGACUUUUCCAAUCUCAAACCAGGGAAUUUCAGUUUCUGUGAACAAUCCUUUCUUCAAGAAUCAUUUUAGUACCAAUGGUCAAAAUAUGGUUGGUGCCAACACAAGUCCACAAUUACUUGGAGGGAUUCCUACUGCAACCUCACAUUCGAUUCUUCCCACUGUCGGCUCUGUUGGGAUCACUGAACCAUGGAAUGGCGUUAAUACCAAUGGGACUUCUGCUCAAAUGACAAUAUUUUAUGCGGGUUCAGUGAGCGUCUAUGAUGAUAUCACCCCUGAGAAGGCUCAGGCUAUUAUGUUAUUGGCUGGAAAUGGAAAUUCCGUGGCCCCUACUGUAGCACAGCCAAAAGUUCAAGUUCAGGCACCCAGCAUAAAGCCAGCGGCAGUUGAUGCUGUUAUUGUGAACCAGACCAUAAACACCUCGCCUGGAUCUGGUCUCUCAAGCCCUCUAUCUGUUUCUUCCCAUAGUGGUGCUCAGUCAGGAAGUGGGUCUAAUAAUACUGGAGAGCCGGUAGCUACUAAAACUACAGGGGUUGCAACUACUCCUAUUUGCAAACUGGAGCUCCCAAAUAUGGUGAAUGCGGCGGGUUCUGUUGCUUCGACAAGUGUGAUGCCUUCUGGGCAUUCAAACUUUUAUGCUGCCAUUCCGCAGGCUCGGAAAGCAUCCUUGGCUCUAUUCUUGGAGAAGCGCAAACAAAGGUCAAUGAAUGCAGCACCAUACCCCUUACAUAAAAAAAUCCCGGAAGGCUCCACCCCAGAGAGUAGAGGCAUGAACUUCUCAAUAACUUCUCUCUCAACAAGCAAGGAAGCUAACCGAGAUGUUAUGGCGCCAAAUUAGAAGGGUAAUUUGCAAGUUGAUGUAGUAAGUUGAAAUGCUUAAGCAAAUGACAUUUGUUUUUCUUAAAAGAAAAGUGUAAUCCUGACUUGGCUUUAUUUCAGUCUUAAGUAAGUUUCUAGUAUAGGGCUUUCCCCUAUUGGCCAUUUUCAUUUGAUGUGGAAAAACUUUGCCUUCCACAGUAUAUGACUUUUGAGUGCACCUUGUAACCAUUAAAUCUUUGUUACAUUGUGGGAAUUAUAUAUAGUUAAAAUUUCUAGUUUA